This is a messenger RNA of Gadus macrocephalus (Pacific cod), 1909 nucleotides long. It is a transcript of the gene sar1ab, whose product is annotated as secretion associated, Ras related GTPase 1Ab. Gene Ontology annotation, cellular component: COPII vesicle coat; endoplasmic reticulum exit site. Gene Ontology annotation, molecular function: GTPase activity; GTP binding. The record is from RefSeq and is a predicted model, not a curated record. NCBI's taxonomy places the organism in Eukaryota, Metazoa, Chordata, Actinopteri, Gadiformes, Gadidae. Bases 173 to 769 code for a protein of 198 amino acids. The transcript is spliced from 7 exons. Gene Ontology annotation, biological process: endoplasmic reticulum to Golgi vesicle-mediated transport; intracellular protein transport; vesicle organization.
CAUACCCCUUACACCCAAUCCCAACACCACCCCUCUAGCCCCUCCGUGUCCGCUCCAAAAUAACCAUUACGCAGUUCCGGUGAGCUGUCAAACGCGUACCUGUCAAUCGACGCAAAAGCUUGGACCAAAAGUUUGCGGAUCCCGCGUUAAUAUCUCAAGAGGGCCAAGAGACAUGUCUUUUAUAUUCAACUGGCUCUGCAAGGGCUUCAGCAGUGUCUUGCAACUUCUAGGAUUAUACAAGAAGACAGGGAAGCUAGUUUUCCUGGGGCUGGAUAAUGCUGGGAAAACAACAUUGUUGCACAUGCUGAGAGAUGACAGGCUAGGACAGCACGUCCCAACUCUGCACCCGACAUCAGAGGAGCUGACUAUAGCUGGUAUGACCUUCACUACAUUUGACCUUGGUGGUCAUACGCAAGCCCGGAGAAUUUGGAAGAACUACCUCCCAGCCAUCAACGGUAUCGUCUACAUGGUGGACGUAGCCGAUCACGAGCGGCUAGAGGAGGCAAAAAUUGAACUUGAUGCCCUGUUAACAGAUGAAACCAUCUUCACGGUCCCAGUCCUGAUCCUCGGGAAUAAGAUAGACCGUCCAGAGGCCAUCAGUGAAGACGCUCUGCGGGGGAUGUUCGGUCUUCAUGGACACACAACCGGAAAGGGGCAGGUGUCGCUGAAGGAGCAGAAUCUGAGGCCGAUGGAGGUGUUCAUGUGCAGUGUUCUUAAGCGGCAGGGAUAUGGAGACGGCUUCCGCUGGCUCUCCCAGUACAUUGAAUGAUCCAGAGAAGAGAUUCUCUAAGAUUUGCCAUGAGGGUCUAUGCAUUCAAAAACACAAAAACAGGGCCGACAUGAGACUACCUACAAUAUCCUGACUGUCUUUAGAAUGAGAUCAUUGUAUACCAUGUAAUGUUACUAUACCCUGUUUACAAGAUAUUUCAGUCAGUUAAGUGAGGUCUAUUUGCUAUUUUUCGUGAAAGUUGUCAUUAAGACGCUUUUAUCCAAAGCGAGUUACAGUGAAUUGAGAUACAUUUCACCAGGUCAGAUGGUAAAAACUGUAGAUAGUUAAUCAUGGAACAGGUACGGUUUUGGGAUUUUUCUCAAGGAUACCUAACACCCACCACCACCUAAUAUAAUUAAUAAGUGUCCUGCUAUGUUUUUCUCUAUAAUCUUUCUAUAAAGUAUUAGUUUUUCUUAUAAUGCUGCCAAUAGCCGUGCUCAAAGUUACAAAGACCGUGCCAGUGCUGUGAACAAGUUUCUGGGCAUGUGUUAUUUUUAGCAUUGGUGUAAGCUUACAGAGAAGACUAUGCUGAACAUUGGUUAACUUAAUUCAGGUUGGUCAGUGAACCAUGCAGGAUAUGCAUGGUGCAUAUUCUGCACCAUGCAAUCUCGAAAAGUGUUGGAGAUGAAUUAUAUUUUACAUGAAUUCUGAUGUUUUUAAAUUUUCCUUAUGGAUGGCAGGAUGCGUUUGUUAUUUUCAUGAAGAAUAAGACCUAAGAAAUAAUGUUGCAUCUAGAAAGUGUUUACAUUUCUGUGACAAAAACAAUAAGCAAAGAUGAAUUGAUAUUAAUCAAAUUCAUCCAUAGCCUUCAUAGUUAAAGUAAUUGCUUGAGUAUUUUUUUGUCGCACUUGAAGGUUUACCACAAGUAAUUCAAACUUUAUCAAAUUCGUAUUAUGGUAUAUAUUUUAUAUUGUUUAACUUUAGUGUAUGUUUAAUAACAGCAUUCGGAGCAAUGCAGGCUGUAGGAUGUAUGCAAUGACAAUGCUUUAUGUUACUGUGAAAAUACCCAAGUACUUUGUGAUUAUUGCUGCCUGAAACAUUGUAGUUGAUAUGAGGGUACUUGGUAUUGAAAAAUCAGGUUGUGCCGACUAUUGUCAAUAUAUUACUUUGUUAAUAACAGUAUAAACAUUGCAAAGUUGA